AUGACUACCAAAAGCAGUAAAGCACGCACUAAAACAGGCAAAGACAAUAAUAAAUCCAAGGAAAGCAUAUACAAUGACAUUAAUGAAUCCUUCGGCCCCUUCAAUGAUCGCACUCCCAAAAUACACAAGCCAGGAAAUCCGAUGAGACCAAUUAUCAACCACAAAUCUGCACCAGGAUACAAACUAUCGAAAUAUCUAAAAUCGUUGCUGAAAGAAAAACUGGAACUGCCCAAUAAAUACACAAUUACGAAUACAGCGGAGUUAAAUGAAAGGAUGAAAUCGCUAGAUAUACCCAAAGAUGCGAAAUUUGUAUCAUUUGAUGUUAAGGAUCUUUGCCCAUCGAUACCAACGGCAGAAACCGUUACCAUCUUGACUAAAACUUUGAUAGAAAAAACAGACAAGAACGUAGCAACGGAAAUCUUGAACACAUUGGAGGUAACACUAGACCAAAACUUCAAGUUUAAUAACAAAAUAUAUAGACAAACUAACGGGCUAGGGAUGGGUAAUCCCACAUCUGCAAUUUUAAUGGAAGUGUUCAUGCAACAUUUAGAGGAAAAGUGUAUGACGAAGCUGACAACAAGCCUGCGAGUAAAGUUCUACGCAAGAUACGUUGAUGACAUCAUAUGUCUUGUAACGGGAGACAAGGAAGAACAAAUUCUAGGAUAUCUCAACGACCAACACACGAAUAUAAAGUUCACUAUUUGGAUAUAA
This is a messenger RNA of Rhagoletis pomonella (apple maggot), 711 nucleotides long. RefSeq lists its product as uncharacterized. Lineage: Eukaryota; Metazoa; Arthropoda; Insecta; Diptera; Tephritidae. The transcript has a single exon. Bases 1 to 711 code for a protein of 236 amino acids. The record is from RefSeq and is a predicted model, not a curated record.